Molecule: messenger RNA, 1809 nt
Organism: Etheostoma spectabile (orangethroat darter)
Lineage: Eukaryota; Metazoa; Chordata; Actinopteri; Perciformes; Percidae
Gene: ap5m1
Product: adaptor related protein complex 5 subunit mu 1
Exons: 9
Coding region: 120-1595 (491 amino acids)
Biological process (GO): endosomal transport
Cellular component (GO): AP-type membrane coat adaptor complex; late endosome; lysosome
Source: RefSeq, a predicted model, not a curated record
GACAUCCAUGCUACGUUAAUCAAAUGAGGAAUAUCUCUGAACUGCACAAUAAGAUGCGAAUAUUAAUAUUGAAGUCACAGAAUAGUCUGUAAAUUGAAGACGUCAGUGCAGCCGGACAAAUGAGUGUGCGUGCUUUGUGGAUUAUUUCUCAUGAAAAAGGAGAAAAUGUGUCAAUACUUUUUACAAGGAGGUUUGCUACUGUGGAGCACCGUGCAAAGAUCCUGGCAGGUUCCUCAUAUAGGGCAGUCCCAGAAGACAACACUGUGCUGCAGCUCCUGCUCACUGAGUUGGGGCUUUCAGACUCCAACAAGUCCUAUGUAGCUCUCAGAGAUGAUUGCCUUCAUCGUCAGCGUCUACCAGCCCUGGAGCUGUGGGUGGACGGUCCUGGAAAGGGAUUUCUUUGGCCAGUGUUGGCCAUCUCCCACGGGCCUCUUACCCUAGCUUGCUUGCCUUUAGUGGAUGUCCCUGUUGAGCCACGGCCACCCCUUGCCAGCCUGCUGUCUGUCUCCCAGGGCCUUACACUCUUGGCAGGUCUGCAGACUUUUCUCCUUGGCUCUGGGGGUAAGCCUGAUAGGGAGGGGCUGGCCUCUCGCCUUGCGAUGCUGCCCUCUGUGCUCUUGCAGGUUUGUCCACUUGGCACACCCCUGGAUGUGCCACUACUGGGGCCACCUGCUACACCCACAGUGCCCGCUCCUGCAGGGAACCAGAAGCAGCCAGCCUGGAAGACGGGGCUCCACCGUGGUCGAGCAGUGGUCAACAUAGCACUGACAGAAACAGUGCGCUCCAUGCAGUAUGGUAACAGGAGCAGGCAGGACCUGUGGGAUGUUUAUGGCACUGUGACAUGCAAAUGUGAAGUAGAAGGGGUGCUCCCAAAUGUAACAGUGACCCUCACACUGCCACCAAAUGGUUCUCCGCUACAGGACAUCCUGGUCCAUCCUUGUGUCACCUCACUGGAUUCUAGUAUCUUGACUGCCAGCAGUGUGGAUAACAGUGAUGGCUCAGCUUUCUCAGGGCCAUAUAAGUUCCCCUUCUCUCCUCCUCUGGAGCCUUUCAGACUAUGCAGCUAUACAUCUCAGGUCCCCGUUCCACCUAUCCUUGGUUCGUAUCAAGUGAGGGAAGAAGAGAACCAGCUGCGUGUGUCAGUAACCCUUAAACUUCAUGAGAGUGUGAAGAACAGCUUUGAGUACUGUGAAGCACACCUGCCAUUCUUUAACAGGGAUCAGAUGGGUGUUGUGGAUGUUAAGGUGAGCGCCGGACAGCUGGAGGUUUCAAAGGAGAAGAACCUGUUGGUCUGGGGCCUGGGACAAAAGUUCCCUAAAUGUCGUGAGGUCACAAUGGAGGGCAAGAUCAGCUUUUCUGGGCCGAUACCAGGACCUACUGACCCUCUCUGCAGAGAACUUACAGCCUAUAUCAAGUUGUAUUUCAAAGUGCCUGACAUGACGCUCUCUGGGUGCUGUGUGGACCAGCAUUCAGUGCAGGUUUAUUCCUCUGCCAAACCUCGGAUUGUAACAUCCCGAGAACUUCAAUCCAAAGAGUACUUCAUAUGGAAUUCAACAGGAACUGCUCCGGUAGCCUCUGGGCAGAUGAUGCUGUAGCAUGGAUACACAAAUAACAGCGCGGUGGAAAAGUGCUUAGUUCACUAUACUGUCACAGGACUAAAGACUGUCAAGCAUAUACAGUGAUCCAGACUGGAUGUGACCCCGUAAAUUAAAACUAUCCUGUUGUUACUGCUGAUCUUACAAAUGAUAGGACAUAUAAAUAAAUGUCAUCAUUAUUAUUAUCAAAUAAUUACAUGUAAAAGACCUAAUC